This is a messenger RNA of Chaetomium fimeti, 5051 nucleotides long. RefSeq lists its product as uncharacterized. The transcript has a single exon. Lineage: Eukaryota; Fungi; Ascomycota; Sordariomycetes; Sordariales; Chaetomiaceae. The record is from RefSeq and is a predicted model, not a curated record. Gene Ontology annotation, biological process: transcription initiation at RNA polymerase II promoter. Gene Ontology annotation, molecular function: transcription cis-regulatory region binding; chromatin binding; RNA polymerase II general transcription initiation factor activity. The coding region runs from base 168 to 4718 and encodes 1516 amino acids. Gene Ontology annotation, cellular component: transcription factor TFIID complex.
UGGCGACUCAAAUUGUCUGCCAUGACCACAUAAACCCGAGCCGACUUUUCGAGCCUCGAAAGGCCGGCUGACCGACCGAUCCUCUCCGUUCUGCCAUCAGCAAAACGGCCAUUUCAACCUCUGCGAUUUCGCACAAGCAACCCCGGCGCGACAUCGCCAUCUCCAAAAUGCCGACCGCAAUAGAGAACGAUUUUGUGGCCGAGCCUGGCAUUGCGCCUGAGCUACCUGUUGGGGCCGAGCCCUUUGUCAUUAUCAAACAGGACGUCGAACUCGAAGUCAAUUUCAUCGAGAAGAGCAUCAGCGGCGUAUCGACCAUUCAUCUAUUUACGAUCAACCCUGACCUCGACGAGAUUUUCCUCGACGCGCGCCAGUCUGAGAUCGACCUCAAGAAUGUCACCGUGGAUGGAUUCAGGACGAACGCGUCGUUCUCCGACCCGUACGACCUGGCCCGGACCCCACCCCAAUGGCAAAUCGGUGCAGCACAACACCACAUCGUCAAACGGCGGAUGGCAUCACUCAGACCCGCCCGGCGAUCCGAGGUACCGAACAAGGACCGAGAGAUGCUUCCCUGCUGCGUCCCGGCCGAUCGUGCUGUCAAGGUCUCUCUGCGCCCCGAAGGCGUCGUCAAGGACGAGCCUCGGCGGACCCUUAAGAUCAAGACGUUGAAGGCCGAUAAAGACACUCCGCUUGACCGACCCGACCCGAACGACGAGAAGAAUGGAAUUAAGAUUUCCAUUCCUUUCUCCUCGAAGAAUAUACGCGACGGUCUGCAUUUUGUCGGUCUGGAUGAGGGCGACCAGAGAUAUCCUCAUGUUUACACCCGCCACUCGCUAGAACCGGGGACCGCGUCUUGCAUUUUCCCCUGCGUUGACGAUCCGGGGUCGAGACACCCAUGGAAGAUCUCGAUCAAAUGCCCGAGAACCUUAGGAGACGUCUUCGAGCAGCCUUUGGCUACACAGCAAGCAGCUGCUCAAAGUCCAGAUUCUAGCCGGAAGCGGAAGCUCGGCGAAGCCCCCCCAACGCCCCCGGUGUCUCCGGCAUUGGCUGAGGAAGACAAGCUUAUGGAGAUGACGGUAGUCUGCUCCGGAAACCUUGCGGGGGAGCAGAUCGACCCCGAGGACGGCAAGAAAAAAAUCAUGACCUUCGAAUCGCAGCUCUCGGCGGCACAGCACAUCGCGUUCGCCAUCGGCCCCUUUGAGCACAUCCAGCUAUGGUCCGAAUUUCGAACCGAGGAAGCAGACGAGAAGCUCGGCGCUAACGCCGCCAAAAUCCAUGCCUACUGCCUCCCAACCCGGGCCCACGAAGUUCGCCAUACCUGCGCUCCGAUCGUGGCAGCGGCUGACUUCUUCGCCCCCGAGUUUGGUCGCUACCCCUUCGAGAGCUACAAGGUCUGCUUUGUCGACGACAUGGUCUCAGACACCGUAGCGGCAACAUCAAUGUCGCUGUGCAGUAAUCGGCUGCUCUACCCGGAGGACAUCAUCGACACCGAGAUCGACGGGACAAGAACGCUGGUCCACGCCUUGGCGAGCCAGUACUUUGGUGUUCACAUCGUCCCAAACCAGCGGUCAGACGCCUGGCUCAUAGUCGGCAUCCAGUGGUUCAUGACGGAUUUGUUCAUGAGGAGCAUCUGCGGCAACAACUGGUAUCGGUUUCACCUCAAGACCUUAUCGGACAAGCUGGUCGAGGUCGAUGUGCAUCGGCCGUCUCUCCACGAUCUCGGCGAGUACCUGCACAUCGGCGACUUCGAGUUGGACUUUAUGUCUCUCAAGGCACCGUUGGUUCUCUUUAUCCUCGACCAACGUAUGUCCAAGAUACCCGGGUCGAUGGGCAUUGUUCGCGUCAUCUCGCAGAUUGUUUCGAACGCGAACAUCAACGCCACAAUUACCAGCACGUCGCUCUCCGACGCGGAUUUCCGGCGGGCGUGCGAGAAGAAGAGCCAGUACCAGCCCGACGAAUUAUGGCAGCAGUGGGUGCACGGCGCCGGUUGCCCAAAGCUCCUUAUCAAGCAGCGGUUCAACAAGAAGAACUUGAACGUCGACAUCUCCAUUGCCCAGACACAGAGCAAAGAUAACGGGGCGAAUGCCAUUACGAAAGACGAGUUCUUGAAGGAGCUGGCAGAAGAGGUGCAUGAAGUGUGGGCCGGUCCGGUGCCCAAACUCUUCACUGGUCCCUUCACUGUUCGAAUCCAUGAAGCCGACGGUACACCCUAUGAGCACUACCUCGCUAUCACGGACAAGGACAAGUUGGCGACCACGCUUCAAAUCGCUUACAAUACCAAGUACAAGCGAAUGAAGCGCACGAAGAAGGCCACGGCGGCGGCGGCUAGCAACACUGCCGACAAACAGGAUAUCCAGGAGGACGACAUCGUCUAUUUUAACAUGCUAGGCGAUGUGCUCAUGACUCAACGCGACCUUGAGAACUGGGGUCUCCAGGAAUGGUCCGACAAUGUGCAAUCCGCCAUGGAUCAAGAGUCGUAUGAGUGGAUCCGGCUCGACUGUAACUUUGAGUGGCUGUGUGAGACGGUGACCGACAUGCCCGGCUACAUGUACCUAGCUCAGCUGCAGCAAGAUAGGGACGUCGUCGCACAUCAAGAUGCGAUGCUCUUUUUCCAGCGCGGCAAACGGCACGGCGUGGCCUCCAGCAUCGAGACACGGACGGUCAUGGACCGCCGCUACUUCCACGGCAUCCGCACCAGGGCCAUCGACGACCUACCCAAGCAGGCCGACCCGGAGAUCAACUACAUCGGGACGGCUCAGCUGAUUCUGAUUUUCCGCCACUUCUUCUGCGAUCGCAUGGUUGGCAAGAACGGCAAUGUCACGUUCCCUCCAGUGCCAAACGACUUUCACGACAAGGCCCAGUACUCGGUACAAUGCGCCCUCCCAGGCGCCAUUGCACGCACGAGGGAGAACGGUUUCUGCUCACGCCAGGCGCGGAAUUUCCUCCUCGAUCUGCUGCUCUUCAAUGACAACUCGGACAACGAAUACUCGGAUCAUUUCUAUAUCGCGAAGCUCCUGGAGGCUCUCACCACCUCCAUCGUUCCCGACAAAAUGGAGGGCGAGAGGGAUCUUUUCUCGAGGCUUGGGGUCGACGAGGAUGAUGACAUGGAACUCAAACGGUUCAUUGAGAAGACCAUCGAGGAGAUUGACAAGUACCGUCGCAUGGACGAGUGGACGUCGACGUACCAAAACAUAUGGACGACGACUGCGCUGCACUGCAAGAUGCGCCUGAUGAAGGCCAACGUCAUCCGCACCCAACCGCUCGAGUUUGUUCGGUACCUGCAAGAUGAGAACCUCGAUCUCAUCAGGAUCAAGGCUUUCGAGUGUCUCGUCGAACUAGGACUGCUCGCCAAGGUGCCGAUUAUGAAGCUGCUCCUCGCGAGCGCGAGCACCGAUCCGUCGCCCUUUGUCCGCGACCGCCUCUUCAAGAUAUUCUGUAAAGGCAUGGCGGCCGUCGCUUUGGGCGAGAGCAAGGCCGCUCAGCUCGAACCAGAAGCAGCCCUCGACGACAUCGGCUUGGUUGUCGAGCAGGGCGAGGCCGAGAUUCAACGGAGACAGCUCGCCGCGACUCGCAAUCAGAGCAUCCAAGCAGCCGUCAAGGCACUGCAGGAGGAACUGAAAGGCAACGCUGAGCUGCAGGCCGCCAUGUGGACGGCCGUAGAGUCGCCGUCAAUCAGCAUCAAGGAGAAGUUCCAGCUGCUGACCAUCUGCUCGGCCAUGUUUGAGGCUGAAGAUUGUUUGCUAAUGACGUUCAACUACCCCAAGGUAUGGAAGUGCACGAGGGAGCCUGUUGCCGAGGGGCCGACUGCGCCUCAAAAGCCGAACGGCAAAAAGCAGUGCAUUCUCAAGUUUACUACCCACUACCGCAUGCACCCGCGGCAUAAGCUGGUGAUGGAGCCAGCGCCGCCGCCGCCGCCGCAGUGGGAACCCCCCAAGCCUGCGGAGGUCAAGAAGAUCAAGCUCAACACCAAUAAAUCUUUCAGCGGACCUUCAAACAACGGGCCGCCUACUCCAGCACCUCAUGUUCGGAAGGACUCCAUUUCGGUCACACUACCUCGGCCGGCGGUAUCGGCGGCAGCUGCAGUGGCCUCCUCAGACUCGAUCUCCGUCCAGCCCCUCGCCCGGCUGUCCACACCUCUGGCAGGGUCGCCCUCGCCGGCUACUGCGGUAUACAGUCAACAGCUGAAUGGCGCAGCCAAGACGGGAGAGAAGCGUCCCAAGCCGGUGAAGAAACGGAAGAGUGACGAGGGUGAGGUCGUCGACCGUCCAAAGAAGGUGGCGAGAGUGGAGAGCAGCAUGAACGGCCGUCCUAGAAAGAUUGUCAAGCUACCUUUUACCGCCUGGGAUAGGCUGCCAGCGAGCAUCAGGGAUAGUAUCCGUGCCAAAAAGGCGAACCCCUCGACGUCAUCAACGAUCGUCGCGACGCCUGCACAUGCGAAACGCUCUGCGCUGCCCGGGCACCCCGAUUCGUCUUCCUACGCGACGGCUCGGCCGUGCUCCCCCGCGACUGAUUUACGGUCAUCACCAGGGCUCAACGGAGGUCACUCGGGGAUUAAGAAGCGCAAGCCGCUACCCUCGGCGGCUCCGCAGCAUCACUCACCACCCCCGCCGAGCACCCCCGCGACUACCGGGGAGACCACUGAGCCGAAAAAGAAAAUCAUCAAGCUCAAAUUCAGACCACCUUCGCAGGCGUCGCGGCCGCAGACACCGCAUGGCGGAUAGAUUCGCCUUGGUUUCUCCCCCCAAGAAUCCUGCGACUUUCCGUCUGUCGACACGAAGUGAAUCCCCAUCAAGGGCGUUAUUCGGCGCAGUGGAUCGGCAAAUUCCCCGAAGUAGGGUUGCCAUCCCCCGGCAACAAUCAACAAAACAACACGCAAAAUUCAGAGAAAACAAAAAAAGAAAUUGGCUCGUCUCAUUUUACAGCACAGCAGCAAGGCGUUCAGGUUGGCUUUGGGUUGCUCGGCUGGGGUAGGCCCGAGCAUUUUUAUCACGGUUUUUAUCACGGGUCAUUCGGUUAGGGUAAAAAGGGGUUCGGCUCUGGGCAUCAGAUUUGUU